CCAUUACAUCCUCUUUGUUUCUUUGUUUUUGUUCCCACCAACUAAUCAUAAACCACUUCAAAAUAUCUAUCUACUCUACUCCCAAUUUCCCAAAUAUGUCUUUGCUCUUUAAUUAUUUUUAUUAUCAUUCAAAAAUAAAUUAAAGAAACCGCUCCACUUCCGUUACUAUUAAUGCACAAACAAAGAAAAUCAAACAUAGCCUUAUAGUAUAGUAGUAUUUAAUAAUAUAAUAACCUCUUUUUACAUUUUCUAUGUUGUUGUACAUUUGAAAUGAGAAGAAUCAAGAAUGGGACAAGAAUCAUCAGAUUACAAAAACCAGUUGGUAUUAGAUAUAUGCUCCAUUUCCAACCGUUCAGUUCUAUGUGUUCAUACACUUUCUUCCUCUAAUGCACAUUUCAUUGAUUGGUAUUGCAUUCUUGGUGUGGAAGAAAAUGCAGGUGUAAAUACCAUUCGGAAGAAAUAUCAUAAACUUGCCUUGCAACUUCAUCCAGAUAAGAAUAAACAUCCCAAGGCUGAAAUUGCAUUCAAGCUUGUCUCUGAGGCCUAUACAUGUCUAUCUGAUGCUGCAAAAAGGAAAGCUUUUAACUUAGAAAGACACAAGCGCUUCUGCAUUGAGUGCAAGAAAAUUCCAUAUAAAUCCAACAUUAUUCCUAGCAAUUCUAAUGGUUCAAGUUUCAAGCCAUGGAACAUUAUCAGCAAAUCAAUAUCUAGUAAAGUUAGAAGAAACAUUAAGGACAUGAGAGAAAGAUUAAAGGAAGAGGCUAAGGUGAUAGAGAAUUGUCUAAGAAAAAAUUCAGUGUCGAAGAGAGAAUCUCCACUUUAUAAUCCACCCAUGUAUCAUCUACAUGGAGACAAGUCAGAACAUCGAGUUGAGAAAGAAAUUCCUGUUUUCAAUCCAUCAAAUUACAAGUACCAAAGUUACCCUCGUCCUAGAGACCAUGCUUACAAGAAUUCCAAGACUUUUUGGUACUUGCAGAAAGAAAAUAUGGUGCGCAAUGACAAGGGAGAUGCUAAAGCGAAGUAUACCUCUCCGGUUUUUGAAGUCAAAUCAAGUAGUAUGGACACAAGAAAAUUUACUUGUGUUUCGUCACAGUGUUAGCUUAAAUAUUUUUACAGCGUUGUUAAAUAGCGACACUGUAGCGCUAUAGCGUAGCAAAAUCUGAACAAACCGAUAUUGUCAUGUGAUAUGCUAAAUAGCGAUUAUGGUUGCGCUAUAGAUGUUGUACGGUAUCAAAAUUUGAAGAAACUGCUAUUUUUUGCAACUUGUGAUUUUUACAACGUUGCAAUUUGACAUUCAAUUCAUGUAAUGUGAUUGACCUAUUCUUGCUUCUUUAAGGACUAAUUGCAUUACA
Molecule: messenger RNA, 1352 nt
Organism: Medicago truncatula (barrel medic)
Lineage: Eukaryota; Viridiplantae; Streptophyta; Magnoliopsida; Fabales; Fabaceae
Product: curved DNA-binding protein
Exons: 4
Coding region: 287-1099 (270 amino acids)
Source: RefSeq, a predicted model, not a curated record